UGUGUGUGUGUGUGUGUGUGUCUCCUCAGAGGUGCAGCAUGUGAGGAACUGCCCCAUUGACUGCGCCUCCAUCUACUAUAACGGGGUCUAUAUACGUGUGUGUGUGUGUGUGUGUGUGUGUGUGUGUGUGUGUGUGUCUCCUCAGAGGUGCAGCAUGUGAGGAACUGCCCCAUUGACUGCGCCUCCAUCUACUAUAACGGGGUCCGUCGCUCGGGCAUCUUCACCGUGGUGCCGUCGCUAGGGGCAACCCCCGUGGAGGUGUACUGUGACAUGGAGACAGACGGUGGUGGUUGGACAGUGAUCCAGCGUCGUCAGGACGGCUCGGUGAACUUUGACCGCAGCUGGAGCGAGUACAAGGACGGCUUUGGAGACCUGCACACGGAGUACUGGCUGGGGAACGCACACAUCCACGACCUCUCCAGCCAGGGCGACUACACACUCCGCAUCGACCUGGAGGACUGGAGCAGCCUACACAAGCACGCCCUCUACCAGAGCUUCAGCAUUGAGGACGAGGCGACGCAGUUCCGCCUGCACGUGUCUGGGUUCAGCGGGACGGUGGAGGACUCGUUCAGCUGGUACCACGACAAGCAGGGCUUCAGCACCCCCGACACGGGCAACGUGUGCGCCGAGAUCUCGCACGCAGGCUGGUGGUACAACCAGUGCUUCUAUGCCAACCUCAAUGGAGUCUACUACAAGGGCGGACGGUACUCUCCUAAAGUGAAGAACCCGUUGGGUCCGGACGGAAUCGUCUGGUUCACCUGGAAGGACUCGGACUACUACUCCCUCCGCAGGGUCAGCAUGAUGAUCCGCCCGCGCACCUUUAGACCGCACCUGUCCCCCUGACACUCCACACCUGUCACUGAACACCUGAUACUGAACACCUGACACUCAACACCUGACACUGAACACCUUCAGACCACACCUGUCCCCCUGACACUCAACACCUUCAGACCACACCUGUCCCCCUGACACUCCACACCUGUCCCCCUGACACUCAACACCUGUCCCCCUGACACUCAACACCUGUCCCCC
Molecule: messenger RNA, 1032 nt
Organism: Clupea harengus (Atlantic herring)
Lineage: Eukaryota; Metazoa; Chordata; Actinopteri; Clupeiformes; Clupeidae
Product: fibrinogen-like protein 1
Biological process (GO): platelet aggregation; fibrinolysis; blood coagulation, common pathway
Cellular component (GO): fibrinogen complex
Molecular function (GO): extracellular matrix structural constituent; protein-macromolecule adaptor activity
Source: RefSeq, a predicted model, not a curated record